AGGCUCCAGUGACUCGUGAAACGGCGAGCUCCCUUGGCUUAUAAGAAGCAGUGCCUCCCGCCUCUUGACCUGGAUCGGGUCUAUAGUCGAGCAACCGCCGUCGGUCCGAUCCUCGGAUAUAUAAACGCUCGUUUCGGUGCAAAAGCUCCAUAUUCCUAUCUCUAUCAAUUGUGGGAAUACCCGAGUGUGGCAAAUAUGCUGUUGUAUCGUACAAUCGGCGUCCUGCUCAUUACCACUUUCGCCAACGCUCAGUUGCCUAAUAUUCCUUCAUGCUCUCUAAACUGUUUCGUUAGCGCUUUCGAGCGUGAUGGAUGCUCACAGUUGAUGGACUUUGCCUGCCAUUGCCAAAAGCCUGAAGUUGUAGGAGCUGUGACUCCGUGCGUGCAAAAGGCGUGCAGCCUUGCCGACCAGUCUGCCGUAUCUAGUGAGGUCGUCCGGCAGUGCUCGUUGGCAGGCCAUCCCAUCUCUAUCCCUCCUGUUGGCGGCGGUGCAGAAACUACGACCUUAUCCAUGCCCAGGACCUCUACCGUUGAGACUGGUAUUGCGUCUUCUAGCUCUGGAUCAGUAACUCUUCCGACGGUCGUUUCCUCAUCUACACCCUCAUCUUCAAAGGUGUCGCCGUCUGCAUCUGCAACGGCAUCGACCCCUCAACUGCCUUCGUCUACGGGUGGGCACACUCCAUCAAGCUCCGGGUCUUCGACAUCUCCGUCCGCUCCUCUUGCAACUGGCUCGGCGUCUAAUGUCAAGGCGGGUGUGGCUGGAGCGGCUAUUGUUGCCGCUGUGGCAGUGUACCUGCUAUAG
This is a messenger RNA of Aspergillus ibericus CBS 121593, 801 nucleotides long. Its product is annotated as CFEM domain-containing protein. The transcript is spliced from 3 exons. The record is from RefSeq and is a predicted model, not a curated record. Lineage: Eukaryota; Fungi; Ascomycota; Eurotiomycetes; Eurotiales; Aspergillaceae. Bases 196 to 801 code for a protein of 201 amino acids.